GCAAGCAGCAGUAUCUGCAGAAAUCAAGGACAAAAGAAAAUCACCACUAUCUGUAGACAGGUUUAAAGCCUUUGCAGAAGCUGUAAUGGCUAACAGUCAGAUGCUCUGCGAUACAAGGAGGCAGUUGUUCUGCAUCAUGUUAGUAGCUGUUUUUCAAGCAAUUGCUGGGCAGAUCCAUUACUCGAUUCCUGAGGAACUGCAGAAAGGUUCUUUUGUGGGGGACGUCGCAAAGGAUCUGGGGAUGGAUUUGAAGCAACUCUCGCAUGAUGCUGUCCAGAUUGUUACUGAAGGUAGGAAACAAUAUUUUGCCCUCAAUAUCCAAAAUGGUUAUUUGUAUGUUAAGGAAAGGCUAGAUAGAGAAGAGCUAUGUCCCCAACUAGCCACUUGUGUCAUGAAGUUAGAGGUCCUUGUUCAAGGACAGCUUAAGGUUUAUACAGUCAAGAUUGAAAUUGAAGAUAUCAAUGACAAUGCACCAACAUUCCAAGCAGAAACACUGCAACUGAACAUCGCAGAAAGUACAGCCGUAGGGUCCCAGUUCCUUCUUCCAGAUGCACAGGACCCGGACUUAGGAACAAACUCUUUGCAGAACUAUCACAUCAGCCCUAACAGCCACUUUUCUCUUGAUGUUCAAAUGACACCAAGCGGGGCCAAAUAUGCCGAGUUAGUACUGGAAAAGCCUAUAGACCGGGAAGAAAUAGCAUUCCAUGAAUUAAUCCUGACAGCCAAUGAUGGAGGAAAUCCUGCCAAAUCUGGAACUGCACACAUCAAGAUUGUUGUAGAAGAUGCAAAUGACAAUGCACCAGUUUUUUCACAGUCUGUUUAUAAAGUGACUGCUAUGGAAAACAUUCCUAUUGAUUCUUUACUAGUAACAAUAAAUGCUACAGAUCUGGAUGAGGGCAUUAAUUCAGAGAUCACAUAUUCAUUCCGCCAAAUAUCAGAAAAAGCUUCAAAUACAUUCCAUUUGGAUGCCAAGACUGGAGAAGUAAAGGUGAGGCAGAAUAUGGAUUAUGAGGAGUGCACUUCCUAUGAAAUGGAGGUUCAAGCCCGUGAUGGAAGGGGUUUAUCAGGGCGAGCAAAUAUUUUCUUGGCAGUUACUGAUGUAAAUGAUAAUGCACCAGAAAUUGCAGUAACAUCUUUCACCAGUGCUCUGAGUGAAGAUUCCCCAGUAGGGAUUGUAACUGCACUGUUAAAAGUAACAGACAGGGAUUCAGGAGAAAAUGGCAUGGUCAUGUGCUCCAUCCUUGGUAACAUGCCAUUUCAUUUAGAGAAAACUUUUGAUAAUUACUACAGUUUAGGGACUGACAGAGCCCUGGACCGUGAAGAGGCCUCUUAUUACAAUGUGACUGUUAUAGCAAUGGAUAAAGGAAUUCCUCCUCUUUCCACAACAACUAUCAUUCCAGUGAAAAUAUUGGACAAAAAUGACAACCCACCAAUUUUUCAGAAAAAAUCCUACACUUCUUCAAUUUCAGAAAAUACUCCAGCUGGAACUUCGAUUAUCACAAUAAAAGCAACUGAUCCAGACUGGGAGAAGAAUGGCAAAGUUAGUUACUCAAUUACUUCAGGAGAAAUGAAUUACUCCUACUUAUCCUCCUGUCUGUCUGUACACUCAGAGACAGGGACAAUAUAUGCCCUACAUCCCUUUGACUAUGAAGAGGUCAAGGAACUUAACUUCCAGGUGAAGGCCCAGGAUGGAGGCUCCCCACCCCUCAGCUCCAAUGUCUCUGUGACCCUCUUCAUCCUGGAUCAGAAUGACAAUGUGCCAGAAAUCCUGUACCCCUCUGUUCCCACAGAUGGCUCUACUGGGAUAGAGCUGGCUCCUCGCUCUUCUGAGCCGGGUUACUUGGUCACUAAAGUGGUGGCCGUAGAUGCAGAUUCUGACCAGAAUGCCUGGCUCUCCUACCAGCUGACCAAGGCCACAGAACCAGGACUUUUCACUGUGGGACUCCACACGGGAGAGAUCAGGACAGCCCGCUUCUUCCUGGAAAAAGAUGCCCUCAAGCAAAGUCUGGUGAUUUUGGUCAAGGACAAUGGACAACCACCAAUGUCAGCUUCAAUCACUUUCACUGUAGUUUUAGCUGAUAGCAUUCCAGAUAUACUGACUGAUCUAAGCCACAUCUCAGCUCCUGUUGAUCCUCCUUCCGACCUCACGUACUAUCUAGUAAUUGCAGUGGCUUUUGUCUCCUGCUUGUUCUUAGCUUUCCUCCUUGUUUUGCUCGCCAUCAAAUUGCAUAAAUGGAGAAAAUCUCAAUUCUGUGACAAUGGAAGUGUGCGUUUCAGCGGUGUUCCUGUCUCCCAGUUUGUGGGAAUUGACGGAGUCCGAGCGUUCCUUCAGUCUUAUUGCCAUGAAGUUUCAUUGACUUCAGGCUCUCAGAAAAGGCUCUCCCAGAUUCUUUUUCCUAUUGGAAGCUGUACGAAUACACUGACACCACAGCAGGCUGCUAAUAAACCGGAUCCUUUGUUAAUAACUGGUGAUCUGAAUAUCUUUCAGGAGGAAGCAGCUGCCACUCAGGUGACAACUGCGGUGCUAUUUAUUGAAAUUUCAGAUGUAAAUGAUAAUGCCCCAGUCUUUGGCAAAACACAGUAUACUUCUUAUGUAACUGAGAAUAACUCCAGAGGUCAGCCGGUUUGUCACAUAAAAGCAAACGAUCCUGAUUUCAUGGAAAAUGCCACAGUCACUUUUUCAAUAAUUGAAGGAGGUAUUAGUGACUCAACUCUCUCCUCCUACCUCUCCAUUAAUUCUGAAACUGGGGUUGUCUAUGCUCUGUGCCCCUUUGAUUAUGAACAGAUUAAAGAGAUUAACUUCCAGGUGAAGGCCCAGGAUGGAGGCUCCCCACCCCUCAGCUCCAAUGUCUCUGUAACCCUUUUCAUCCUGGAUCAGAAUGACAAUGCGCCAGAAAUCCUGUACCUUUCCCCUCCCACCGAUGGCUCCACUGGGAUAGAGUUGGCCCCUCACUCGUCAGAGCCUGGUUACCUGGUUACUAAAGUGGUGGCUGUAGAUGCAGAUUCUGGCCAGAAUGCUUGGCUCUCCUACCAGUUGAUCAAGGCCACAGAGCCAGGACUUUUCAGUGUAGGACUCCACACUGGAGAGAUCAGGACAGCCCGCUACUUCCUGGAGAAGGACGCCCUCAAGCAAAGCCUGGUGAUUUUGGUCAAGGACAAUGGACAACCAUCUCUUUCUGCCUCUGUCACAAUCACAGUGGUACUGGCUGACAGUUUCCCUGACGUAUUGACUGAUUUGAACCGCAUCUCAGCUCCUGUCGAUCCUCCUUCAGACCUCACAUACUAUCUGGUGGUUGCUGUGGCUUUUAUCUCCUGCUUGUUCUUCACCUUCCUCCUGGUUUUACUUGCCAUCAGAUUGCAUAAAUGGAGAAAAUCUCAAUUCUGUGACAAUGGAAGUGUGCGUUUCAGCGGUGUUCCUGUCUCCCAGUUUGUGGGAAUUGACGGAGUCCGAGCGUUCCUUCAGUCUUAUUGCCAUGAAGUUUCAUUGACUUCAGGCUCUCAGAAAAGGCUCUCCCAGAUUCUUUUUCCUAUUGGAAGCUGUACGAAUACACUGACACCACAGCAGGCUGCUAAUAAACCGGAUCCUUUGUUAAUAACUGGUGAUCUGAAUAUCUUUCAGGAGGAAGCAGCUGCCACCCAGGUAAGCAUGUAA
Molecule: messenger RNA, 3652 nt
Organism: Pogona vitticeps (central bearded dragon)
Lineage: Eukaryota; Metazoa; Chordata; Lepidosauria; Squamata; Agamidae
Source: RefSeq, a predicted model, not a curated record